AUGAAAACUCGUGGUGCACCAUCACUUCGGAUCGAGACAGAACUCAUAGGCAAGAAUCGAAAGGCUGCUACACAGGCUCUGGUCGACAGCGGAGCAACAGGCAUAUUCAUGCAUCCCAACUUUGUGGAAAGGCAUGGAAUCAGGACACAGAGGACUCCCCACCCCAUCCCAGUCAAUACGGUCCAAAACACGGAAUUCAAAGGAGGACCGAUCACGAGGUUCGCAGAACUCAAACUACGAGUCUUAGGCGAACAAGGGGGAGCGCACAUCGAGUCGGCAAGAUUCUACAUCGCCGAAAUUGGAAAAGAGGACGUCAUUCUAGGAACCGACUGGUUAUUGGAACACAACCCAGAGGUCGACUGGCACGCGUAUGGACUACACUUCACCAGGUGCCCACCGACAUGCGACAUCAUAGGAGGACCAGUCAAGGCAAAACGAGCCUUUAGGAAACCAGGACGUCAAGAACCAGGAGUACGGCGCAUGGUGACAGUACCGCGAGAGCGCGACUACUCAAUCCCAUUGCAGAAGCCAGGGAAAGGACAGCUAGGUCGGAAAGUGGGAAACACUACAGUACCACAUCCGCGGAUAUUGCCUAAAAUCCGGGGGUCGCAACCCAAAGGCACGAACAGGGAGUACUCGCUCAGGACCCAAGCCAGAAAUUACAUGGCACCGACGUGGGCAGAAGAGGAGCCCCAGGAAGGUGGUGGACCGCUAUCGGCUCUACCUUCCACGGACCUAGACGAAGAUGGAGUAUACCUCGUCAGGUAUCUGGAGACAGGGCAACUAGAAGCCCUGGAGUUAUACAACGACCGCGAAGAAGGAUACGACAUCCAUCGCGUGGAAACCUCCGUCGCCAAUACACCGGCACGCAAGGCGGAGCCUGCCAAGGCAGCGAUAGGCAAGCAAACGAAGCACACCAAUUCACAGAAAUUGGCAGAAGAGGCCUCGAAAGGAAAACCCGAAUUAUCCUUCGAGGAAAUCGUACCCAAAGUAUACUGGAGUUAUAGGAAGGUUUUCGAAGGUCGAAAACCUGGGAAACUACCUCCCAAACGACCAUGGGACCACAAGAUCGAACUCAAGGACGACAUAGAACACUCGCUCAGGCCGAAACUUUACAGCCUCAGUCCCAUGGAGCAAGAGGAACUCAAGAAAUUCAUCGACGAAAGUCUCAAGAAGGGAUUCAUCAGGGAAUCCAAGUCGCACAUGGCAUCACCGUUGUUAUGA
Heterobasidion irregulare TC 32-1 is the source of this 1224-nucleotide messenger RNA. RefSeq lists its product as uncharacterized. The transcript has a single exon. Lineage: Eukaryota; Fungi; Basidiomycota; Agaricomycetes; Russulales; Bondarzewiaceae. The record is from RefSeq and is a predicted model, not a curated record. The coding region runs from base 1 to 1224 and encodes 407 amino acids.